This is a messenger RNA of Leptomonas pyrrhocoris, 1863 nucleotides long. RefSeq lists its product as hypothetical. NCBI's taxonomy places the organism in Eukaryota, Euglenozoa, Kinetoplastea, Trypanosomatida, Trypanosomatidae. The record is from RefSeq and is a predicted model, not a curated record. Bases 295 to 1863 code for a protein of 522 amino acids. The transcript has a single exon.
AGCUCUACACGACGACUCCAACCUAACCUCACCAAACCGGCAACGAAGAACAGUGUGGAGCAGACAGCUGUUUCACUGCGCCCCCUUUAAAAAAAUCCUCGAAAAUAGCUUUUUCCUACGUCUUUUCUUGUGCUUUCUUUUCAUAGUUGAUAGGCGCUCUCUUCUCACUUCCUUUGUUCUUUCGUUCAAGCAUACAGAACUUUUUAAAUCAUCUGUGUGCGUACUCGCCCCGAAAGAAACCGCGCGCAAUUUCGCUAACCUUAUACAAAACAGCAUCAACAGCAGCAGCGUCAAAUGGAUUACGGAGAAGCUAUUGUGAAGCGGCGCCCGUCGCGCCCGCAGGUGCACCCCGAGCCGCUGGACGAGCCCCACGCCACCGCACCGCGGCACGGGGACGAGGAAACUACCGGGGCGGCCGGUGGAGUCGAGGCACCGGUACACUACCACGGCGACGCCGCCGAAGAGGUCGCGCCGUCGCGGCCGACCAGCAAGCCUUCCGCGGUCACCGCCGAGCGCCGUGGCGAGGCGGAGGCGGAGAGCGACGACGACGACGCCCGGUCCACCUCGCCCACCGACGAAGAGGAGGGUGCGGCGGCCCACGACGGCCUCGAAGAGGCUGCCACCGCACCACCGCCACCACGGCCGAUGAAGACGGCCCGCCCGCGCGAUGCGAAGGCGAAGAACUCGGCGAAGACGGAGAAGGCGAAGCGCGCCAAGAAGGAGGCGGAGACCGCACCUGGCGCUGCGGCUGCUGCUGCGACGGCGACGCCUGCGGCGCCAAAGAAGAAGAAGCCCACGCAUCGGGUAAACCUCGCCAACGUGGAGAAGCAGCCCCCGGUCGCGGAGGGUGUCAACACUCCACGUAGCAUUGCGGUGUGUGAAAAGCACGGCGUCAACCCUGCCGAGCUGGCGCACUACCCCAAGGAGCACUUCAAAGGCGCCGGGGUGGAGGAUGAGGUCGUCGAACUGCGCUACCACAGCUACGAGAAGCGCCGUAAGGCCCGCAUGGCGGAGCUGAUGCCGGACUACCGCGCUGCAGUGAAGCACAGCACUCCGCGCCCGCUUACUCCCGCGGAGGACGUCGACGCGAAUGCACCAGCCGCCGCGCAAGCGGAGGAGGAGAAAGAGGAGACCCAGCGCACCACGACGGGGCCGAUGGACGACGAGGAAAAGAUGCGCCGCCAGUUCGAGGCCCAGCACCAGCGUCUGCUCGAACAAGAACGCCGCAAGGCGAACGGCGGCAGCGGUGGCUACGACUUCGACGGCUACCGCCGCGGCUCUGCCGGGGCCAGCUAUCCGCGUGGCACGUCACCGAGCCGGCGUUCCGUCAGCACCGCUGGUCUCGGCCGACUCACCGUCGACCAGCCCUACAGCGCUGUCAAGAUCUACAGCCAGAGCAUAGCUGAGGAGCGCCCGCUGACGCAGAACGAGGCCGUCAUGAUCGAGGAAAUCAACGAACGUGAGGCCCACCGCCUCGACACGCAGGAACGCGCUGUCAUUAUUCGUGAGAACAAGGAGCUCAUACACGUGGAGCGGGAAUUGGAAAAGGAGCGCCGCACCACAGCCAACGUGCGGGCGAAGGCCCAAGAGCGCGAGCGCAUCCAGUAUGAGCUCUUCAAACACACCAAUGACCGCUACCAAGAGGCCUUCGCACGUCGUCAGAACCUCGAGGAACAGCGACAGGCGAAGUUGAUGGAGAGCAUCGCGGAGAAGGACGGUCACGCCCACUCCAACGGCCGGUACGCUUCAUUGAUUUCCCGCAGUCGCCAGAGCGGCUCGUUGACGCGUCGUCGCUCUAGCAACUCCGACGCUCAGCCGCAGGUACAGCCCACGGAGGAGCGCGAAGGAGGAGCGAACGAGUAG